This is a messenger RNA of Daldinia childiae, 2268 nucleotides long. RefSeq names its product ATP-dependent DNA helicase PIF1. NCBI's taxonomy places the organism in Eukaryota, Fungi, Ascomycota, Sordariomycetes, Xylariales, Hypoxylaceae. The record is from RefSeq and is a predicted model, not a curated record. The transcript has 3 exons. Gene Ontology annotation, molecular function: DNA helicase activity; ATP hydrolysis activity. Gene Ontology annotation, biological process: telomere maintenance; DNA repair. Bases 1 to 2268 code for a protein of 755 amino acids.
AUGAAGGUAGCAAACAACAACACUGAACCGUUACAAUCCAAAUCUUAUAAUGUACAGCAACCUCACCAUCAGUACAAACCAAUUUCUCCUGUCACUUCAACCCGAAGCAUCACCGAACGAUCCAGUAGCGUCGCCUUGCUAUGUGGUAAUGCCGGAUCAUUUCAAGAAGCAUCGGCGCCUGCUCAUGUUUCUCAGGAUAAGGCAGGCGCAUCUGCCUACUACGUAGAAGAUGAUUUUAGUGACGAUAAUACUUUGGAAAUCGACCUGGAUUACCAACUUCCCGCGUCUCUUCCUCCCCAGCCAGCCGCACCGAAGCCUCGUGCGAGCCCGGUACUUCAACCGCCUACUAGCCAAAUAUCAUGGUCUUCGUCGCCGCAAGAGCAUCGCCACCCUCCACCAAACCCCCGGAGACCGUCCAAACGAGAUUCACCGGAUGAUAACUCGCAACUUGGUCCACCUCGACCUAAGAAAAGGGCAUUGCCUCCAACAUGGGGACCUGCGCCAGCUGCUACUUCUGCGCCAUCAGUCGAAGAUGACACCGAGAAUAGGAAACACCCAGUUACUCCAGCCCCUAAAAAGAACCAAGAUUUGCUUUGGGAUACGACACAGAGCGAGAUGAAGGAGCGUCGGAAGCAGCUCAAGAAUCAGAAUAAAAAGUCUGGACUUGAUUCAGAAGAGAUCCGUUCCGCUACCGAAGACCACGCUGGACGUAAGGCCAAGUCUUCUGUCGUUUCACUAAGUACUGAGCAACAGCAUGUAAUCGAUCUAGUUGUCCACAAGAAUGAAAGCGUCUUCUUUACCGGACCGGCUGGUACUGGUAAGUCUGUAUUGAUGCGGGCUAUCAUCUCGGAGCUGAAGAAAAAAUGGAUACGAGAUCCAGAACGUCUCAGCGUAACAGCCUCUACUGGUCUUGCUGCUUGCAAUAUUGGUGGCCAAACGCUGCAUAGUUUCGCUGGUAUCGGCCUCGGUAAAGAAGACGUGCCAACCCUUGUCAAGAAGAUUCGUCGAAAUCCCAAGGCGAAGAAUAGAUGGCUCCGGACGAAAGUUCUUAUCAUUGAUGAAGUUUCCAUGGUUGAUGGUGAACUCUUUGAUAAGUUAGCACAAAUAGCACGCACUCUUCGAAACAACGGUCGACCCUGGGGUGGAAUCCAGUUGGUCAUUACGGGCGACUUUUUCCAGUUGCCUCCUGUCCCCGAUGGUGGUAAGAAGGAAGCCAAGUUCGCAUUCGAGGCCGCGACCUGGAGCACAUCUAUCGACCAUACUAUUGGAUUAACGCAAGUCUUCCGUCAAAAGGACCCUGAUUUUGCCAAUAUGCUGAAUGAGAUGCGUCUCGGUCGGAUCAGCGAAGAUACGAUUCGAACGUUUAAGGAUCUAUCGCGGCCGUUAAACUUUGACGAUGGUCUUGAAGUGACUGAAUUAUUCCCAACCCGCCAAGAGGUUGAGAGGUCCAACGAGACUCGAUUACGCAAUCUGCCUGGAUCUAUAUAUCGUUACGAAGCCAGUGAUUCAGGCGACCCUAAUCUACGAGAGAGAUUGCUUUCGAAUAUGAUGGCUCCCAAGGCUGUGGAUUUGAAGAAAGGUGCCCAGGUCAUGCUAAUCAAGAAUAUGGACGAUACGUUAGUGAACGGUACACUCGGCAAAGUGAUGGGGUUUAUGAACGAAGCUACAUUUGAGAUUUGGGGUGGCCGCGAUGAGGAGGUUGGAUCGGCUGACGAAGGCGAGACAGACGCCCGGUCAAAAAAGAAAAUCAAAGCGUACAGUCGUGACAUUGAAGGAAUAAAGGACAACAAAGAGUAUCCAGUUGUCCGCUUCAACGCGACAGAUAGAACUCAUAGAAUUAUUCUUUGUAUCCCGGAGGAUUGGAAGGUUGAACUACCUACUGGCGAGGUCCAAGCAUCGCGCAAACAGUUGCCCCUUAUUCUCGCGUGGGCUCUCUCUAUCCACAAGGCCCAAGGCCAGACCCUAGAGAGGGUCAAAGUUGAUCUCGGCAAGGUGUUCGAGAAGGGACAGGCAUACGUUGCGCUUAGUCGAGCUGUGAGCAAGCAGGGGCUCCAGGUACUGCGUUUCGACAGUAAGAAAGUUAUGGCUCAUCCCCGAGUCAUUCAAUUUUACAACAGGCUUUACAGCGCGGAAUCUGCAAUCAAGAUAAAGAAACCAGUGUCGAUUUCAGACUUUGCCAACAAGGGAACUUCGGGGUCUUCUAAGGGGAAGGGUAUAGAUAUCAUUGAUCUAGAUGAUGAAGAAGAGGCUAUGGCAGCAUACGGUUAA